Messenger RNA from Nothobranchius furzeri (turquoise killifish), 3117 nucleotides. It is a transcript of the gene cpt1a2b, whose product is annotated as carnitine palmitoyltransferase 1A2b. Gene Ontology annotation, molecular function: carnitine O-palmitoyltransferase activity. Gene Ontology annotation, biological process: fatty acid metabolic process; carnitine metabolic process. NCBI's taxonomy places the organism in Eukaryota, Metazoa, Chordata, Actinopteri, Cyprinodontiformes, Nothobranchiidae. Gene Ontology annotation, cellular component: mitochondrion. The record is from RefSeq and is a predicted model, not a curated record.
CGGUGACGUCAUGCGUCGGAGCGAAUGAGGCAUCUUGUCACGUUCACGCGCUCCUUAACUGUCCCGUGAAGGGAGGGGUGCGAAACUAACGCUUCCAUUGCUGCGAGGCGCUGCGGCCAUGGCGGAGGCCCACCAGGCUGUGGCGUUCCAGUUCACCAUAACGCCAGAAGGCAUUGACCUCCAGCUGUCCUACCAGGCCCUGAACCAGAUCUACCUCUCCGGAGUGAGAUCCUGGAAGAAACGAGUCAGCCGCAUGAAGAACCGGGUGAUUAAGGGGGUGUACCCAGCCAGCCCUUCCUCCUGGCUCUUCGUUGCCAUAGCGAUCCUGGCCACCAUGUACAUGCAGUCCGAUCCCAGCAUGGGGCUCAUUUCCAAGAUCCAGCAGCACCUUCCACUAAGCCUCCACAUGUCUCUGAGCGCCCAGGGUCAGACCAUGCUGUCCGCCCUGGUCUUCAGCACCCUGCUGUGGCUCUCCCUCAUCCUCACCCUCAGGCUCUGCCUCAAGCUGCUGCUCUCCUACCAUCGCUGGAUGUUUGAGCUUCACGGGAAAGUCUCCAACACCACCAAAGUGUGGGUGAGCCUGCUGCGGUUAUUCUCGAGGAGGAAGCCUUUGCUGUACAGCUAUCAGACAUCUCUCCCUCACCUUCCUGUUCCCGCCAUCAAAGACACGCUGAGCAGAUACCUGGAGUCUGUUCGGCCGCUGCUGACCGACCAGGAGCUCAAACGGAUGACCGAUCUGGCCAACGACUUUGAGUCCACCCUGGGGAACCGGCUGCAGCGCUACCUGAAGCUUAAAGCGCUGUGGGCCACCAACUAUGUGAGCGACUGGUGGGAGGAGUACAUCUACCUCAGAGGCCGGGGCCCAAUAAUGGUCAACAGUAAUUACUACGGCAUGGACUUUCUGUAUGUGACGCCAACCACAGUCCAGGCUGCGAGGGCCGGUAACACCAUCACUGCUCUGCUGCUCUACCGCCGUAAGGUCAACAAGGAGGAGCUGACGCCGAGUCGUGUUCCGGGUACAGACAUCCCCCUGUGUGCUGCUCAGUGUGAGAGGAUGUUCAACACAACACGCACUCCAGGGGCAGAGACUGAUGUCCUGCAGCACUGGCUGGACAGCGAUUUUGUGGUGGUCUACCACAGGGGGCGUUAUUUCCGCCUUUGGGUUUACCGCGGAGGUCGGCUGCUUUCUCCAAGAGAGCUGGAGCACCAGAUCCAGAGUAUCCUGGAUGACCCUUCACCUCCAUUCCCUGGGGAGGAAAAACUGGGCGCUCUCACUGCCGGAGACAGGUGCCCUUGGGCUCAGAUGCGGAAGCAGUUCUUCAGCUCUGGGGUCAACAGGAGGUCACUGGAUGCCAUAGAGAGGGCAGCCUUCUUCGUGACCUUGGACGACGAGGAGCAAGGAAUGAAAGGAGACGACCCGGCUGGAAACCUGGACCGCUACGCCAAGUCUCUGCUCCAUGGAAAGUGUUAUGAUAGGUGGUUUGAUAAAUCCUUUUCCAUCGUGAUCUACAAAAACGGGAAGAACGGUCUCAACGCAGAGCACUCAUGGGCCGACGCUCCGACAGUGGCUCACCUUUGGGAGUACACCUUGGCCACAGACGCCUUCCAUCUGGGCUACACACAAGAUGGACACUGUAAAGGCGAGGUCGAGCGCUCGCUGCCCCCACCUCAGAGGCUUGCCUGGGACAUCCCUCCAGAGCUUCAGGCUCAAGUCUGCCGCUCCCUGGCUGUCGUCCAGGCACUAGCAGCAGACGUGGACUGCCACGUGUUUCCUUUCAGAGAGUUUGGAAAGGGUCGGAUCAAGAAGUGCCGCGUCAGCCCUGACGCCUUCAUACAGAUCAGCUUACAGCUGGCGCACUACAGGGACCGUGGUGGUUUCUGUUUGACGUACGAGGCAUCCAUGACUCGUUUGUUCAGGGAGGGACGAACAGAGACGGUUAGAUCCUGCUCAAGCGAGAGCUGCACCUUCGUCAAGGCUCUGGAGGGCAGGGAGACGGAGGAGGACUGCCGUCGCCUGUUCCGCCGGGCCGCUGAGAAACACCAGAACCUGUAUCGAAUGGCCAUGACGGGAGCUGGGAUAGACAGACACCUCUUCUGCCUCUAUGUGGUCUCCAAAUACCUGGGAGUGGACUCGCCUUUCCUCAGAGAGGUCUUGUCUGAGCCCUGGCGCCUCUCCACCAGUCAGACUCCCAUCCAGCAGAUGGAGCUGUUCGACCUGAAGAACCACCCGGAUUUCGUCUCACUUGGUGGAGGAUUUGGACCUGUUGCAGAUGACGGUUACGGGGUGUCAUACAUCAUUGUUGGUGAGGACAUGAUAAACUUCCAUGUGUCGUCCAAGUACUCCUGCAGUGAGACUGACUCCCGCAGGUUUGGAGUCCAGUUACGAAAAGCUCUUCAGGACAUCAUGGCUUUGCUCUCAGGUGACCCGAAAGGCUCAUCGAAGGGCUCGGCCCAGGUGCAGCCCAAGUAGCUCCUCUGUAAAAAGUACAGGCCUAAAAUGUUUAGAAUAUAAAUGAUUUUUUUUUACCUUUUAAGCAUGUUUGUUUGUAAAAGGGCUUCCAGUGUUUUCAUUUGUAAACGUACGUCUAGAAUUAACUCAUUCACUGCCAGCGUUUCUCACCGUUUUUACAGUUUUUGUAAGAGUCACAGAACGUUGCACACGCUAGGAUGAUGUCGAAAGUUUGUGUGGAAAGUUGCCAAAACAACCAAAACAAAGCGGAGACUCACCUCUUACAUCAGGAAGAAUCCGCGCGUUUCGAGCGUUAUCCGUUCUUUCAUAAUCCGUUGUUGAAUUGUGAUCGGCGAAGCUUUUCCGGUUUGCGCCUCACUUUUUUUACAGCAGCGGCCCAAAACGAUCUCCUAACACAUGGAUGUUCUGCUUCCUGAUCACGUGACGUGAGACGUACGCGGAUGAAGAUCGGCUUUAGAGCUGGAUGUUUGUUCUCACGGUGUGGGGGCUCGUCCGACGCCCACGCAGUAAAAACAUGUAAAUGACGACUAUAGUCGUCAUUGGCAGUGAACGAGUUAAACAGUCCUGAACAAAACUAAAAGGCUGCAGUGCUUUGAUCUUUUAACGUGUGUAUCAUGUACAAUACUGAAUUAAACACUUUUAAAAGA